UUUAAACUUGCGUGGGGGACUCAAAUUGCGCUCGACAGUAAUACUGCAUUAUGUAUCCAUGCUGCAGUGCUAGUGCUUGGUGCUAUGCUGCAUAAUACUUUAGCAUCAUCUCUAGUUUGCCAUGUGUGUUCGAUGACGCUAGAAAAGUUGCUCACCUUUUCUCUUCCCUUGUGCUUGUAAACAGUGUGCCAAUGUGUGCACGUCCUGUGGUCAGUGUGACCAUGAUACUUGUGAUAGUCUAUAACUAUACUACUACAACUAGUCAUCAUAAAUGUGAUCGACCAUAACCACAUACUAGUGUGACCAUAAAGCUCACUCUGUGCACGACAGUGAUAAUAAUGAUCGAGUGCAUACUUUAACCAUGGAGUUUUCAAUAGUCCUACUUUUAUUGGGGCCUAUACUGUCUAACGUAUAAGGUUGCAACUUGCAUGGCACGCCUGCAAUUCGAAAUCCAUCAAAACUUGAUGCAAAUCUCACACUGGUCGAGAAACCAAAGGAACCAACCAAAUUUUGUGCGGACCGACUAGUAGUACUAGUAGUAGUACUUUGUACUAGUUGUAGAAUAUUUAGGAAAACCCAGUACGAGCACUAGCACUACUCGUUCUCAUGAUGGCAGAGUCUGCCAGUGGAAGUGCUGUACCUGUACAUAACAUCAUGGAGAUGACUAUUUGGGAUCCAACUACAAGCAAGGAUUGGGAUCAACAGAAAGCUACUCAUCAGUGUAUAUUAAGAAUCAAACGAGACAUCAUGAACAUCUAUGCAGAGCCUCCCCCAGGUAUGUGUGUUGUGCCGGAAGAGGACAUCACAAAGGUACAUGCCUUGAUAACAGGUCCAUUUGACACACCCUAUGAAGGAGGUUUCUUCCAUUUCUUGAUCCGGUUCCCACCAGAUUACCCAAUAAGGCCACCGCGUGUUAAGCUGGUCACUACAGGAGAAGGAAAGGUCCGUUUUAAUCCCAAUUUGUAUCGAAAUGGCAAGGUCUGCUUAAGUAUACUUGGAACUUGGACAGGUCCAGCCUGGAGUCCUGCCCAGUCUCUGUCCAGCGUGUUAAUCUCCAUUCAGUCACUCAUGAAUGAGAAUCCCUACCACAAUGAACCUGGUUUUGAGCAGGAACGACAGCCAGGUGACUGUGAGCGUUACAAUGACUGUAUUCGCCAUGAAACCAUUAGAGUAGCUGUUUGUGACAUGUUAGAAAGUGAAAAUCCAUCUAUGCCAAAAACACUCAGAGAGGUGAUGAAGAAGUCUUUUCCUGAAUUUUAUGAGUACUACAUGAGUACAGUGACUGAUAAAUCGCAUCUUACUGGACAAUGCAUGCAGGACCCGUACGGUGAAAGAAGAGGAAAGUUCCAGUAUAAUGCGUUAAAAAUGAGUCUGGAAAAAAUUAAACAGAAGUUGGACGAAGAAGAGUCUUUAAACAAAACCUCAGAGGCAGACUCCAGUAGUACCUCUGACAAUGAAAUGGACACAUCAUCACCUUGUCCGUCAGAAAAAGUUUCUUGAUAUUUAUAAUUAUGCACUGUAAACUCAGAACAACCAGAAGUCUUUACUAUCCAAAUUGUCUGUGAUGUCUGGGCUGUCAGAAAUGUAGCUCUGCUACAAGGUUCAUUGCCAGAUUCAUUGUCCUGAUUGCUGCAAGUUACCGACUCUAAUGCAUAAUCGUACCUUUCCAGUAGAGCAUUUCAAACUUUUAAGGCAGCAGAAGCAGACUGUUUAAAAAAAUAGUCAUGCCUAAUUGCUCAUAACCCCUGAUGUUUCUACAAUAAGGUAAAGUAAUUUGCCCUUUUAGGCAUUUUGGUUACAAAUUUGUUGCAGUCAAGCAUUUGGAUGAACAAUUAAGGCAAGUGCAACUGCCUUUUUAUAAAUUUGUCCUUUGGGGUUUGUUUUACUGAAAAUGUGAACGAAAUGUGAAGUUUUACCUUUUCUCUGUAGUUUUGGAGGACAUAAUUGCUAAGGAAAGUAAUUCCUGUGAAUUAUGGUUAGUGAUGUUACUUGGUUGGGAAAAAGGGUUAUUGGCCUAGCCCAGCAUCAACUGGCCAGGCUGGACCAACUCAUUGUUUCCUGAACUAUCAUGGUAAACUAGUGAGCCAAAUUGCUUUAAAUAGCUAUAUUGCGGUCCUACCCAACUCUCCAUGCAUACGUAUUAUGCAGGAACUGAACAUUGUUCUGUAUGGGCUACUCACAAUGAGAUAAUGAUUGGUAUAACGCAUAGACAGUUGCCUGUGCACAUAACUUGUAAUUUUCAACUGUGAGUGAUCAAAGUAUAAUUAUUUGAAAAGAGGAAUGACUCUGAGUAUAGGUUUUCCCGGACAAUUUCGGAAAAUAUGUACAAGAAUUUGUUAAAGAAGCUUUCGCUUUCGUGCGAAAUAGAAUGAACGUUCCAAAUCCCUGUUUCUAUUUAACAAAUGAUAAUUCUAUUUCCAUGAAGUUGCAUUCAGUCGUAAAAAAUCAGCAUACGAAUUCCCGAAUGUGCAAUGCAUUUCAGUAUAUUGACAUUUCAUUUUAGCGCGAAAUCGUAUUUUAACGUAUGCCUGGUUGAGAAUUGGAAUUCAUUUAUGUGUUCACAAAAGUAACAUAUGAGGAAUGUUUGAUUGAAUGAUUAAAUUUUGGAAUAUUCAUGAUGAUUGUGCUAUUAAAACCAAAGUGAUGUAGUCUUUCAAAACCUACCAACUAUUGUAAUAAAUCCUAUAUAAAAACCUAAGAUGAACACAAUCGUUCUUUUUUUUGCUCAGCAUUUGCCACAAUCGCAUCAUAUAACCAAGCAAUCCAACUGAUAAAAUUAGAGAGAACUUUAAAAAAUACAGAAAGCAUUAAAAUACAAUUAAGACAAAGAAACAACCAAAAUGUCGCCCGGAUCUCAUGUAACAUGACACGUGAUGUUUCCCUUUACUGUCCCAGUAAUAUGCUUACAAGACUAUUUUGAUUGAUUUAAUUUUGGUAAGAUUUAUAACUUUCUAACAUUUCAUUUGCCUAUUUCAAAACGGCCUUUGUGUACAUAAGAACAAACCCAUUAAUGAUCAAUUAGGCCAACAAUACAUUGAUUAAUCAAUAAAUCAGGCAAAGCUGCAUCAUUAUUUGUAUAAGUCGUAUACUUUAUUUAAAUUGAAUGCAGACUUUGCGAAUGUAAAUUAUGACAAAGUGAAAAAGAAUGUACAAUUCAGCCCGUGUCACAAUAACAAAUCGAUUUUCUGCGAAUUGGAUUGCACAUUCGUCAUAAUGGGCAACGCAUCCGUCGACCAAAAGCCUAAUCACGUAUUUGUAAUCAUUUAAAUGAAACAUUAUGCACAUUCAUUAUUUGAAUGAUGCAAAAUGAAAUCGAAUGCUAGUUAUUGCCAAAAUGAAACCCGGAUAUACGUCGUUCUCAAAAUCAGCGCAAAAUUGAAUUUAUGUUUUACAAAUUCAAAUGCACAUUUUCCAAAUUGACGGGGAAACCUAUAUUUCAGGGCAUAUAAAUAGCAACAAUUGCACUAGGCACCCUGAUAUUUUCACCUUGGUGUGGUGCUUAUUCACAGGGUUCAGUUACAGUUGUGAAUGGGAGUACUUUGUGUGUGGCACCCCAAAAAGCCACCUGGAUGUUAUUCAUGUUGUUUUUGUUCGUUGUGAUGCCUUCAUUUUCAGUCAAAUUAAAUAUGGUUUAUUUAGACAUUUUAUUAGACACUUUAUUAACAUUUUAUAGACCACAUCCUCACAAAAGGUAACAUCAUUGUGGCAACAUAAUGUUGCAUGUGACAUGAAUCACCUCACUGGAGAAUCACUGAAGAAUUAAACAUCUUUUCUAGCCAAAGUACAUGUACUAAUGUUAAAUAUGCUGAGAUGUUAGAAUGACUUCACUGCAUGCACUGUGAAAUUUCCCCUUAUUUUUUUAUUGGAAUCAUUUUAAGUUUAAUAUCUAAGGUGCGCUUUGCAGGAUAAUUGCUGAAAGAAAUGCUAUAGGUAAAAUAUUUUUGUAAAAACUGAGAGGGUCUGAUUAUGGUGACACUUGGUUUACACAAUAUGCCACGAAAUGCUUUAAUAACUUCAUCAUUUUGUGUUUUUCUUAGGCAUGUUUAAAAGUCGUGUUUUUUCCCGAAUACCAAUAAUAUAAGAACCGUACUUUAAAUGCA
Messenger RNA from Patiria miniata (bat star), 4100 nucleotides. Its product is annotated as ubiquitin-conjugating enzyme E2 Z-like. Bases 607 to 1500 code for a protein of 297 amino acids. Gene Ontology annotation, biological process: negative regulation of apoptotic process. Lineage: Eukaryota; Metazoa; Echinodermata; Asteroidea; Valvatida; Asterinidae. The transcript has 7 exons. Gene Ontology annotation, cellular component: nucleus. The record is from RefSeq and is a predicted model, not a curated record. Gene Ontology annotation, molecular function: ubiquitin conjugating enzyme activity; cysteine-type endopeptidase inhibitor activity.